This is a messenger RNA of Pelobates fuscus (common spadefoot toad), 2003 nucleotides long. RefSeq names its product BAG cochaperone 2 (gene BAG2). Bases 203 to 814 code for a protein of 203 amino acids. The transcript is spliced from 3 exons. Gene Ontology annotation, molecular function: adenyl-nucleotide exchange factor activity; protein-folding chaperone binding. The record is from RefSeq and is a predicted model, not a curated record. Lineage: Eukaryota; Metazoa; Chordata; Amphibia; Anura; Pelobatidae. Gene Ontology annotation, biological process: protein stabilization.
AAGAAGGGAUCCUCCCCAACAGCCCUUGUUUGGAAAUGUUUCAUUUAGUCAGAUCCCAAGUCUCAGAGUCAGGAGGACGAGAAGUCUAGAAAGAUCUGCAGAGAGUUUGUUUCUGGCUGGUCAGUGAAUUAGAGACUCUGCUUCAAGGAAGAAGGUUGGACUGAGGAGAGCUGUGAUUUAACCCUGAGCAUCCCAGCGAGCCAUGGCCCAAGCCAAGAUCCAAGCCAGAGCCAUGGAGGGGCUGAACAGUGGCAAGUUCUGUCGAUCUCUGUCUAUGGCAGCACGUUCUACCCACCUGCUGGAGACCUUAGAUGAGCUAGAAAUCAGAGUCCAAGAGUUACGUGAUGCAGCAGCAUCUUUGGAGAUAGAGAAAGAAAGUCUAAUAGAAACGAUCCACAGUGUUCAGAACAGCCAGGAUAUGAGGAACAUCAGUGAUGGUGAGAGAGAAGAGCUGACAAUAACAGCAGAUAGACUAAUGAAUCGCACACUCACUGUGGAGGUCUCCUUAGAAAUUAUCCGAAACCCACAGCAAGCCACUGCCCUCCAGCAUGCCACUGCAGUCAUUGAUGAAAUUGCAAAGAAAGUGAUAGACAACCUGGAGACUGGCAGGAAACAACUGAUCUCCCUAUAUGGGGCUUGUACCUCAGAUAUCAACCAAGGGCCAAUUGAUCAGAAGUUUCAGUCCAUCAUCAUUGGAUGUGCACUAGAGGAUCAGAAGAAAAUAAAAAGGAGACUGGAAAUGCUAAUCAGGAACAUAGACCAUUCAGAGAAGUCCAUCACCCUUUUAGAUCAACAGAAGCAGAAGAAACAUUGAAUCGUGGUAGUACUAGCUAUACAUGUAGAAUGUCUGCUGACUCACAGGCUUCCAUAUUAGCACAUUAUUCACAAAACAGUCAGGAAAGGAAUACUUAAAACAACUAUACACAUGCAGAUAGCUUGCAUAACAAAAAAGUGAUCUGUAUAAUGUAGUUACAGAGUUUCUAUAACAAAAUAGUGCUUAGAAGGAACGCUGCUGACCAAUACACUGUGCAUUUAUUUCAUUCUUUUCAUUUUACAGAAUGUAUUGAAUGUUACUGUACCAUAUUUAUAUGCUUGUGUUUUACCAUCGUUAGAAUGUGCUGCUUGUAAUAUGUUCAAUUUAGUACACCAGUAGCCUUCACAAAUUAGUAUUAGUUGGUUCCUUUGAGGAAGACCAUAUCCAUAUCAGAUUUUCUAAAUGGUUAAAAGGGGGAGAUAUUUCAGUAAGGUGAAAAACAUCUGUAGGAUCAGACUUAGUCGGAGACUUUAAUGUCAUCUUCCAUUGCAACAUGAUAAAUUAACUCCUUAACUACUAAUUAAUAAGAAUUUCCUUGGGCAGAGGUCUCAGAUGCGUUGGCUAUGGAGAGAUGAAUUUAAUACGUAAUACCUCAUCUCCUAUCUCUCUUUAUUCUAAUUGAAUGUACCAGUCAUUUUCAUUAACUGUUUUAUACAGGGCCAGUUGAAGACCAGCUACUUGCACUCUGCACACAUAAAAACAAAAUUGCCAACUUUGUGUGUCUGUUUCUUCCCCCAGCCCCUUUGUGUGUCUCUUUCUCACUCAGCCCUUUUGUGUGUCUUUUUUUCCCUGUUCCCCUCUAAGGGCCUCUUUGUCCCCACCCCAGCCCCUCUGUGUGUCUCUUUGUCCCCCUCCAGCCCCUCUGUGUGUCUUUUUGUCUUUCAAGCCCCUCUUUGUGUCUCUUUUCCCCUGAACCUUUGUCUUACUAGCCCCUCUUUGUGUCUCUUUGUCCCCCCCAGCCCUCUGUGUCUUUGUCCCCCCCAAGCCCCUUAGUGCGUCUCUUUGCUCCUCUAGCCCCUCUGUCCAUCUCUUUGUCCUCCCCAGCCCCUCAGUGCAUCUCUUUGCUUCUCUAGCCCAUCUGUUCAUCUCUUUGUCCUCCCCAGCCUCUCUGUGUGUCUCUUUGUACCCCCAACCUUUCUGUGUGCCUCUUUUUCCCCCCAUCAGUCCACUGUGCGCCUAUUUGCCCCCC